AUGUUCGUUGGCACCACGCCGGACCCAACGGGAUGGUCUCUGCCGAGCAGCAUGUAUCAGAUAGCGCUAGAUUGGAACCGGCGCAAGGAGAGCGACCCGGGCUCUCUCAAGCAGCCUCUUCGAGUAGUGCUCCUUCAUGCCUUCCUGGAAGUCCUCUACACCAAGAUUGUGGACAUGGAGACCAAUCAGGACCUCCGCGAGAGAGCCAGGGAGCUCGGGCUGGUGGUGGAUCUGGAAACGGCCCCGGCGUAUCCCUAUCUUCGCUGGGACAGCCAGCAGAAGAAACACGUUGCGGAGGAGAUGAUGCCCCUGAGCCACGAGGACGCCAAGGUCACGGUCAAGAUGCUCCAGAACCUGACGGCGUGCCCCAAUGUCAUAGGGCGUUUUCACGCCCUCCACAAAUUGGCCCCACAGUAUGCCUCGGAGGUGAUUCCUUUCAGCCUUCAGAUCCAGAACAGGAACGCCGAGUCCCAGCAGAUGUAUUUGGGGUUUUUGAGGCUGAGCCGCAACGGGGUGAUGCAGCUAUGCAACACUACGCUGCGCCCCACCCGGAUGGGUCGCAGCCCAUUGGCGGUCCAGAUCGACAAGACACUGCAAUCUAUGUGA
Molecule: messenger RNA, 606 nt
Organism: Symbiodinium necroappetens
Lineage: Eukaryota; Dinophyceae; Suessiales; Symbiodiniaceae
Source: the annotation of a GenBank genome assembly